Molecule: messenger RNA, 1898 nt
Organism: Haliotis rubra (blacklip abalone)
Lineage: Eukaryota; Metazoa; Mollusca; Gastropoda; Lepetellida; Haliotidae
Product: endoglucanase A-like
Exons: 12
Coding region: 127-1863 (578 amino acids)
Biological process (GO): carbohydrate metabolic process
Molecular function (GO): hydrolase activity, hydrolyzing O-glycosyl compounds; polysaccharide binding
Source: RefSeq, a predicted model, not a curated record
CAUUACUAUUGGUGUAUGUAAAGUAGGUUGCAAGAUAAGACGGGUGAUAGGUAACUAUUUUAGGCGAGGCUGGACGACUACAGUGUCUUUUGUAGCCUUACCACAGUCAAGGAGUCAAGAGACAUCAUGCUGGUGUUGGUAUUGGCGGCUCUAGCGGCUGCGGCCUCGGCGGCGGACGUCACCAUCGGUAACCAUUGGAACGGCGGGUUCCAGGCGAAGGCCUGCGUCCCCAUCACCACUGAGCUUCACAGCUGGAAGGCUCACUUGAAGUUCUCUGAGGCUGUGGACACCGUAGAAGUCGGUACAGCCGAUGUCCAGAAGUUGAGUGGCGGAAAGGAAUUCGUCCUGACGAACAAGCAGUGGAACGCAGAUGAACACGCUGGUGACACACUGUGUCUGGACAUUGUCGGCCACACCACUGGUGACAUCAACCCUAAAACAACCAUCACUAUAGAGGGCAAUGUGGCUGGAGCUACUCAGGCACCUCCGAAGGUGGUUCACACAGGAGGCGGUACAGCAAGAUACAACUAUGGCGAGGCUCUUGGCAAGUCCAUCCUGUUCUAUGACGCUCAGAGAUCCGGCAAACUUCCGGCCAACAACCCCAUCAAGUGGCGAGGUGACUCCGCCCUGGGAGACAAGGGAGAUAAUGGGGAGGAUCUGACCGGAGGCUGGUAUGAUGCUGGUGAUCACGUCAAGUUCAGCUUGCCCAUGUCCAGCUCCUCCACCCUCCUGCUGUGGGGCUACUUACAGUGGAAAGAUGCCUAUGCCACAACGAAACAAACAGACAAAUUCUUUGACAUGAUCAAGUGGCCCUUGGACUACUACUUGAAGUGCUGGAUUCCAGCUAGUCAGACGCUGUAUGCACAGGUUGGAGAAGGCAAUGACGACCACCACUUCUGGGGCCGUGCUGAGGACAUGAAGAUGGCCAGACCCGCCUACAAACUCACACCAAGCAAACCUGGAUCAGAUGUUGCUGGAGAGAUUGCUGCCUCCCUAGCUGCUGGGUAUAUGGCAUUCAAGGAAAGAGAUAAGGCCUAUGCCACCAAACUUCUGACUGCAUCAAAGCAGAUAUAUGAGUUCGGAAAGAAGUAUCCUGGAAAGUACAGCCAGAGUAUCUCGGAUGCCGGCCAGUUCUACUCAUCCAGCGGAUUCAAGGACGAGAUGUGUGAGGGCGCCAUGUGGCUGUACAAAGCAACAGGUGACAAGUCCUACCUGGCCGAUGCCAAGGGAUACCACGAGAAUGCCUGGGCGUGGGCUCUAGGAUGGGACGAUAAGAAAAUAGCUUGCCAGCUGAUGUUGUACGAGGCUACAAAAGACACGGCCUACAAGGACGAAGUGGAGGGUUUCUUCAAGGGCUGGCUCCCUGGUGGCUCCAUCACCUACACUCCAUGUGGACAGGCGUGGAGGGACCAGUGGGGAUCCAACAGAUAUGCAGGUGAUGCAGCAUUCGCCGCUCUGGUGGCUGCUGAUGCUGGUCUUGACACUGCAACCUACAGGAAGUGGGCAGUUGGGCAGAUCAACUACAUCCUCGGCGACAACAACUACGGUAUCAGUUACCAGAUCGGCUUCGGCUCCAAAUACCCGAGGAGUCCUCAUCACAGAUCCGCUUCCUGCCCCGACCGUCCAGCUCCCUGCACAGAGGCCAACCUACACUCUUCCGGUCCUAGCCCCCAGCUCCUUGUGGGCGCCAUAGUGGGAGGCCCUGGUAAAGAUGACUCCUACAAGGACAACAGGGAGGACUACGUCCACAACGAGGUGGCCUGCGACUACAACUCAGGCUUCCAGUCUGCUCUGGCUGGUCUCACUCAUCUUGUCAACACCAAGGAGCUGCCAGCCAUUCCCGCACCAAAGUGUCAUGGUUAAAAAUAUUAUUCUUUGAAUAAAAAAUAGUCAUUGUA